UCAUCUUCCUCUUCACCUUCGUAAUCCCGUUAUUUGGGAUGGCUCUUACUUAUUCGUCCAUUGCUUGGAAGAUGUGGCGACGAUCUUCUCCGGGCAACGCUGACCCGGAUCGUGAUCUGGUGCAGCUGAGAGCCAAGAGAAAGGUGAUCAAGAUGUUGGUGACGAUAGUAGUUUUGUUCUCGUUCUGUUGGCUGCCUCUCCAGAUAUUCAAUGCCGUCUACAACUUCUUCCCCGCCUUCGCUAACACUACUACCGACACCUCGCGCACCCUCUAUGCCCUCUCCUAUUUCGGCUGUCUAUGGCUCGCCAACGCCAACAGUUUUGUCAACCCUCUCAUUUACUGCUUCAUGAGUGAAAACUUUCGGGCAGAUUUGCGUGACUUGUUUUGGCGGGUCUGGAGGCGAGAGAAUAACCGGCAACAUCAUGGCGGUUCUCUCCGCAGCUCUACGCGCACUACCAUAAGCUUAGCUCACCAUUCAGAUUAUCCCAGAUCGUUUCGAAGAUCAAAAUACGAAAGAUCAUUCAAAAGCACAUCAUUCGAAAAACAUCCUGACAACAGAAAAUACAACGCUGUUCACUCCUACCUUUAGAGAAAUGUCUACUUCAAUCCAGGAAGAUAUGAAGUCAGAAAGACAUUUCACUAUAAAUCAGCUAAUGAAAGAAAGAUGAGGCGUCAUCAAAUUCAGAAAAAGGCGUUGACUGCAGAAAAGGAAGACACCUUUCCGAGUUCUUGUGUAAUUACUUCCAUUUCAUUUUAGGUUAGGUUUAGGUGGCCUAAUCAUUUUAUCGACACAAUGCAUAAAACAUUGAACUCAAGGAGGGUUUAAAAAGAAUUUAUAAGGAAUGUAAAUCCAUGCGGUAAACAUCAAAAUUAAAAUAAUGUUAAAACUUAGAAAAUACAACAUUGUAAUUUAUAUAAAUUAUAGUAUAUUUUGUUGUUUUACAAUAUUGCAACAAGUUUUAUAAAUUUACGUUCAAGUUAUUAUUGUUUUAAACGUUAUAAUUGUCAAGUUAUAAUACAAGCAUUCAAUAAAUAUUUAAUUCUUUUUACAUGUUGUAAGCUAUUGUAAAAUAGUAAUAUCUAAGAUGUGCCUCUAUCAUUUUUAAACUAAUCGAACAUAUUAAAAGCAUUUAGUACAAAGAUUACUUAUGAAGCAAGACCAAAUAUAACGUGAGCAUUUACCGAAAAUGUAAGAUAGAAUAAUUAUAGUUUUGUUUUCACAAUUUUGAACAAUAAAUCAAACUAAAUAAUUAAAAGUGGACUAACUGUUUAUUGCACAAACUGGAAAGUUAUUAUAUGUUAUAUAUUGUACUCAUACGUAUAAAGAUACUAAUUACUCAAACACUUACAAUC
This is a messenger RNA of Homalodisca vitripennis (glassy-winged sharpshooter), 1354 nucleotides long. Its product is annotated as tachykinin-like peptides receptor 99D. The coding region runs from base 39 to 590 and encodes 183 amino acids. Gene Ontology annotation, molecular function: G protein-coupled receptor activity. The record is from RefSeq and is a predicted model, not a curated record. Lineage: Eukaryota; Metazoa; Arthropoda; Insecta; Hemiptera; Cicadellidae. Gene Ontology annotation, biological process: G protein-coupled receptor signaling pathway. The transcript is spliced from 4 exons. Gene Ontology annotation, cellular component: membrane.